AUGGCACACUUGCAGUGGAAGACAUACCUCAAAGAAUUUACAUUUUCAGGUUUAAUGAUUUUUACCGUGUCUUAUGUGGGUGCAAGUACCUUCCGCAAUUAUAUUGGGUACAUAUCAGUAAUCGAUGGCUCAUCAAUGACGCCGACUUUUAAUCCGAGCGGUAAAUCAGAAGAUUACGUAUUUUUUAGUACGUGGGCCAUCCGGCACUACGAAAUAAAACGAGGAGAUGUAGUGGCGUUCACUCAUCCUCGGAAACCAGCAACUUUCUUAAUUAAGAGAGUUAUUGCUCUUGAAGGUGACAGAAUCAGUACCUCCUCGAAGUAUCCCUGUAUAAUAAUACCAAAGGGCCACUGUUGGGUGGAGGGCGAUGGACGUAACAGUUUAGAUAGUAAUAUUUUUGGUCCAAUAGCUCUUGGCUUAAUAGUUGGCAAAGCAUCUCGCAUUGUUUGGCCUUACAAAAGAUGGAAAAAAGUGGAAAGUUUCCUUCCUCAAACCAAUUUGAAAUCAAAAAAUUAUUAG
Molecule: messenger RNA, 519 nt
Organism: Trichoplax adhaerens
Lineage: Eukaryota; Metazoa; Placozoa; Uniplacotomia; Trichoplacea; Trichoplacidae
Exons: 5
Coding region: 1-519 (172 amino acids)
Biological process (GO): mitochondrial respiratory chain complex assembly
Cellular component (GO): membrane; mitochondrial inner membrane peptidase complex
Molecular function (GO): serine-type endopeptidase activity
Source: RefSeq, a predicted model, not a curated record